AUGGCAAUGCUAGCUUCAAAGAAUCCCUUUCCCGCAUCGCUGGGCCCGUCCUCAUCUUCCUUUCCUUCUAAUUCACAAACAGCGACUGCUCAAUCGAGUAGAAGAGCACCCGCCAUGUUGGCCACAAAUCAAACAUUCGCGAGUCCGACAGAAUCUGAGUUUUCAGAUGUUGAUGGUCCAGAGUCUGCGAAAAGAUGGGACGAGGAUCAAGUUGGCGACUGGCUAAGGAGCAUCAACUGUGGCGACUAUGAGAAGUUAUUCAAGAAAAAUAAUAUAAAUGGCGAGAAUCUUUUGGAGAUGGAUAAAGCAGUACUUCAGGAAAUGGGUAUUGAAAAGAUAGGAGAUCGCGUUCGUUUAUUCUUGGGCAUCAAGAAGCUCAGGACGAAGGCGUAUGCCAACCAGAAGAAAAGAAACAGGGAUUCUUUCGCGACCUUGGAUACUUUUGCACACACUCCAUCUUCCUCUGGUUCACCUCGCCCCACAAACUCUGGAAGUCGAAACAUGUCUACGUCUACCAAUAAGAGAUUCUCAAGGCAGUUUGAUACAUUCAAUACCGCUACAGCGAUCCCCGAGAAUGUUAGCAAAGCAGUUUCGCGACCUGUCUCACCAUUAACAAACUCUGAAGUUCGGCCCGUACGACAACAACAAAGAUAUGGUGUUAUGAGCCCCGCAGAACAAAUGAAGCGAGACCAAAAUCAAGGAUACUUCAAUGGUUCAAGUAACAUUAGCAUACCAGGCAGCGCUGCAACUAUUUCCGGAAGACGUCCCACCACUCCGUCUGAUCCCACACAACCACAGAUAGCUCGGCUAGCUAUUGGUCAUACUCGAGCCAAUCCCAGCAUUGACGGCUCACUUAUGGCUUCAUUGCCAACAAACCAAGAUGUCAUCAGGGUGAUAUCUUCUAAGGGUGUUACAAAGGUGGUCAAGGUUGCAGAUUGUAGCUCUUGUGACGAGGUGAUGCGAUUGACUCUGAGAAAAUUCGGCUACCGUGAGGAUCAUGAUCGGAACUAUUGUUUCUGGGUUCUUGCUGGUGUUGAUCCGGAUCCUAGCCAAUGUCGCCGAUUGCCAGAAGCUGAACUUUGGCGUAUCAUCAAAGAUCAAAAGAGGGCAGAAAGAAACCGGCUUAUCCUGCGAAAGAUACACGCAGGUGAGCCUGGCGACGACGAGCUACAGCGAGCCGCUAGCAUCGCGUUGGAGGAGGCUACAACAACUCAUAACCGCGCCAUUGAAACAUCCGAUAACAAACGAAGUCAACUCAAAGUUCAGAAAAUGCUCGGAGAAACCUGGAAUGACAAUCUUCAGCAUCCACUAUCUCCUGCCUCGUUUCAAUCCACUGGAUCCAACUUGUCCAUUACCGAGAGAGAACGUAACGUAUAUAAUGCGGCGAAGGAUCUUGAAAGGCCAUUGCCAGCUGACAUGAGGGAGAGCUCAAGACAAAAGGCGAGCAAGAAAGGUGGUGGUCUACGCCACUUCUUUGGACAAAGGCCUCCAAGUGAAUUGAUCACGUCAGAUUUGACGACAUACUUCCCUGACCAUCCUCGUGAAGAGAUUGAUCGUACUGCGAGGCUUUCACUGCGGAGAUCCACUCGCCUUAGUAAGGUCAACAGUCGAUUGAGCGUUGCCAGUAAUUUGAGCUUUGCUUCGAGCGUAGCUGAUGCGCCUCCAAUGCCAACGAUUGCCGAUACUUGGCUCAUGGGCAAUAGCCAGUUAGCAAAAAUAAGGCCAUUGGAUCUUUCAAGGGCAACUAGUAGUCGAUUUAGAGAUUCGGUGGCUUCCUCAUUGCUUGACAUCGUUCAAGAAGAAUCGCCAACCGAGCCAAAUCGCAAAUCUUAUGUCUCAUUUGCGACUGACAGCGGAUCUGACACUACCAAUGUUAAUGUAACUACUGACGAUUCAAGUAGCGUGAGAGAUAGCUACUUUGAAGACGGCAGUACAGAAGCUGGAGAUUCUCUGAAAGAGAUUACCCAAGCUCUAAAUAAUGAUGGAGAGGAAUUAGAUGAGGAACUAGAGAGUUUCCUGCAGGGUGAUUCUUGGGACGACAGUAAAUGGAUGAAGGGUGCACUCAUUGGUCAAGGUUCCUUUGGUAGUGUUUUCCUGGCUUUGCAUGCUGUCACUGGUGAACUUCUUGCGGUCAAGCAAGUCGAGACACCUUCGCCAAGUACAGACAGCAAAAAUGAUGCUCGCAAAAAGAGUAUGAUUGACGCUUUGAAGCGCGAGAUCAGUUUCCUUCGUGAUCUCCAGCAUCCCAACAUCGUCCAGUACCUUGGAGCAAGCUCAUCUGAUAACCAUCUCAACAUUUUCCUCGAAUAUGUCCCUGGUGGUUCUGUUCAAACCAUGCUUAAUUCCUAUGGAGCAUUGGGAGAGCCUUUAAUUCGAAGUUUUGUGCGACAAAUCGUUACUGGCUUGGCUUAUCUCCAUGGUAAAGAUAUUAUCCACAGAGAUAUUAAAGGGGCAAACAUCCUUGUUGACAACAAGGGUGGAAUCAAAAUCUCUGAUUUUGGAAUUUCGAAGAAGAUUGAAGCAUCAAAUCUCCUCAAUGGACCUGGCAACAACAAGAACCGACCUUCUCUACAAGGCUCUGUCUUUUGGAUGGCACCUGAGGUCGUCAAACAAACCGCCUACACACGCAAAGCUGAUAUUUGGUCACUUGGCUGCUUGGUCAUUGAAAUGAUGACAGGUACUCACCCAUUCCCUGAUUGCUCUCAACUGCAGGCCAUUUUCAAGAUUGGUGGUGCAAGAAUCAGUCCUACAGUACCAGAUGAGGCUAGCUCCGAUGCAAAGAUAUUUUUGGCUUCAACUUUUGAAGUUGAGCAUACUAAACGACCAAGUGCUGACGAGCUGUUACUCAGUCCAUUUUUGAACCCAAUCACUUGA
Molecule: messenger RNA, 2874 nt
Organism: Botrytis byssoidea
Lineage: Eukaryota; Fungi; Ascomycota; Leotiomycetes; Helotiales; Sclerotiniaceae
Exons: 2
Coding region: 1-2874 (957 amino acids)
Biological process (GO): signal transduction; protein phosphorylation
Molecular function (GO): protein binding; ATP binding; protein kinase activity
Source: RefSeq, a predicted model, not a curated record